AUGAUAAGUUGGUUGAUAUCGGAACCGUUGCCUCCCAGCUCUCACCGUCCGCGCUAGUCAUCCGACACGACCGACCGACUAGACGAGCAUGAGGAUCGCUUCACCGAGAGGAAUCCUCAGCGCGGGCUCUGUCUUCUUCGAAUCUUCAGCCGUCACCGGCAAGCGGUGCGGCUUCCUUCCCCCAAACUCCAAGACUCAGAAGGGGAAGUUCACUCCUACAGCCACAGCCCUCGUGGUCCAAUCCUCAUUUCAGCAGCAGAAGUCGAGUGAAGAGCUAUUGGUGGUGGUGGGGGCCGGAGCCGCCGGGGUCUACGGCGCAAUUAGAGCGAAGACGGUGGCGCCCCACCUCAAUGUGCUGGUCAUUGAGAAAGGGAAGCCCUUGUCGAAGGUUAAAAUUUCUGGAGGUGGCCGGUGCAAUGUCACUAACGGGCACUGUUCUGACAACAUGAUUUUGGCAGAGCAUUACCCCAGGGGCCACAGAGAACUGAGAGGAUCAUUUUUCAGCACACACGGCCCAUUGGACACCAUGGCCUGGUUUUCUGAUCAUGGUGUAAAACUGAAGACUGAGAGCGACGGACGGGUGUUCCCUUUCAGUGAUAGUUCGUCAUCGAUAAUUGACUGUCUUAUGUCCGAAGCCAAGCAGAGAGGAGUUUCUAUACAGACUGGGAAAGUCUUGACGACUGCUUCCCCAACUAACCGUGGGAAGUUUCUCCUCAAGAUUGAGAAGCGUAGUAUUGAUUAUGUGGAGAAUGUAGAAGCUGAUUAUGUACUUAUUGCCAGUGGGAGCAGUAAACAGGGAUAUGAUUUGGCAACCCAGCUUGGUCACUCUAUUGUGGAUCCAGUCCCAAGCUUAUUCACUUUUAAAAUUCACGAUUCACGGCUAGCAGAACUAUCGGGGGUCACCUUUCCAAAAGUGCGGGCGAGGCUGAAACUAGAAAAUUUGCAGAGGAAUAUACCUCAGCUUACACACGAGGGACCCAUGUUAGUGACACAUUGGGGACUUAGUGGGCCCGUGAUUCUUCGGUUAUCUGCCUGGGGAGCUCGUCAUUUAUGCAGUGCAUGCUAUGCAGGAACUCUUUUCGUAGACUUUCUACCAGAGACACAUUUGGAAGGCUUGAAGGCUAUCCUUAUUCAACACAAGAAUCAAUAUCCGAAGCAAAAGUUGUUCAACUCCUUUCCUCCAUCAUUCGGCAUCGUGAAGAGAUUCUGGAAGUAUAUAUUGGAUCGUGAGGGUAUGAGCGGAGAUAUCCUAUGGGCUUCCAUUUCAAACAACUCUUUAAUUGCAAUUGCUUCUCUGUUGAAACAGUGCGUGUUUGAAGUGAGAGGGAAAGGUCAAUUCAAGGAUGAAUUUGUCACUGCCGGGGGUGUCCCAUUAUCUGAGAUCUCGUUGAAUACAAUGGAGAGCAAGAUAAGGCCCCAUUUAUUCUUUGCAGGAGAGGUGCUAAAUGUUGAUGGGCUCACUGGUGGUUUUAAUUUUCAGAAUGCUUGGUCUGGCGGGUACAUUGCGGGCACAAGUAUUGGGCAGCUAGCAGUUGAAGACCUACCGGAGAUGAAGAAAGUCGAAUGCCAAAUUUGAAGAAUAGAGAGCAGACCACCAAAUCACCAAUUUGCUGCUUAGCCGAAUCUCGUGUAAUAUCUGAACAUAUCGAGAGAGUUUAUCCUAUUACGACAUGCAGAUGACAGUUUACAGAAUAUGUUCAUUUGUUGAGGAUUGGUCUUUGUUCUCUUUCUUGACCAAGCAAUGUAACGAGGUUUCCUUAGGAUGAAAUCAAAGAUGUUGUAUAUCAAUGUAGCUGUAAAUUGUGAGAUAGAAGAUGAACAUAACAUCAAUGUAGCAGAGAGUGUUUUGAAAUAA
Messenger RNA from Punica granatum (pomegranate), 1855 nucleotides. The record is from RefSeq and is a predicted model, not a curated record. NCBI's taxonomy places the organism in Eukaryota, Viridiplantae, Streptophyta, Magnoliopsida, Myrtales, Lythraceae.